CCCUCUCUCUUGGCGCUUGGAAAGACUGCGGGGUCGGCUGGUGGUGCCACUCCAGGCUCCCUCGGCCAGCACAGCCUUGUGGGUGGGGGGAGCACGAGAGAGGCAGGUGGAGUUUGCACGCAUCAUAUGACCAGUGGAAAGUUGCACUUCCUGAAACUCUGCUCUGCAAGUGUGAGGCUGGCUGCUAGGAGUAGCCUUUGCUCUGCCUAGCGUGGCUGUGCCAGCCUUUUCCAUGGGGGGCUCCUUAAACGAUGGGACUCGGUUAUGUUUCUUAACUACCUGGCUACUGGCCGUGGGGGCUGUGGUCCAGGCAGCAGGUAUUAAGGAAGGGGAGAAGGGAGGAAGGAAGCACAAGCAUACUACUAAGUCUUGACCGAUGAAGCCGAGAGAUCCCUGAGUGCCUCCGGGGCAUGACUCCCAUGAAAAAGACACAAGUGUUGAUUGGCCAGUCAGGAGCCUCCUUCACCAAUGCUUUUGCAGUAACUCCAUUGUGCUGUCCCAGCCGCAGCAGCAUCCUGACUGGUUGUUAUCCUCACAAUCACCUGGUGAGAAACAACUCCUUGGAUGGCAACUGUAGCAGUCAGUCCUGGCAGAGGUUGCAGGAGCCAUUUACCUUUCCAGUGUAUCUGCAAAAGCAAGGCUACCAAACUUUCUAUGCUGGCAAAUAUCUCAAUCAGUAUGGUGACCCCAACGUUGGAGGUGUUCAGCAUAUCCCAGUGGGCUGGACCUACUGGCUAGGUCUGCUGGGGAAUUCCAAGUAUUACAACUACACUCUUUCAGUGAAUGGCCAUGAAGAGAAGCAUGGAGAUCAUUAUGAAGAAGACUACCUCACUGACCUCCUUGCAAACCGGAGUCUGGAAUUCCUGCAAAAACUCUCUCGGUCUCCCUUUCUCAUGGUGCUAGCCCCGCCUGCCUCACAUUCCCCCUGGACUGCAGCCCCCCACUACAAGUCAGCCUUCAGCACCACCCAAGCACCACGUACUGGAAGUUUUAAUGUUCAUGGGAAGGACAAGCAUUGGCUGGUGAGGCAAGCGAAGACUCCUAUGUCAAACACAUCUAUCAAGUUCCUGGAUAAUGUCUACAGACAGCGGUGGCAGACCCUGUUAUCUGUAGAUGAUAUGGUGGUAAAGGUGCUGGCCCAGUUGGAGUCUCUUGGUUUGAUGAGUAACACAUAUGUGUUCUAUACCUCCGAUCAUGGUUACCAUGUUGGUCAGUUUUCACUGCCCAUCGACAAACGGCAGCUUUAUGAGUUCGACAUCCGAGUCCCGUUGCUUGUGCGAGGCCCAGGCAUCAAACCGAAUCAGACCCGUCCGGAGCCCAUCCUCAAUAUUGACCUGGGUCCUACAUUCCUGGACAUUGCAGGAAUCAAUGUAUCUCAGACUCGCAUGGAUGGACAGUCCUUCCUGCCCCUGCUGGUGAACAAGACCCACAAUUAUAGCUGGCGUUCUGAUUUCCUGGUGGAGUACACUGGAGAGGGCAGUGGUGGCAGAGACCCCAAGUGUCCUAGCUUAGGACCAGGGGUAUCGCAUUGCUUUCCUGACUGUGUCUGUGAGGAUGCCUUCAAUAACACUUAUGCCUGUGUACGUACACUGAGCCACAUCAACUUGCAGUACUGUGAGUUUGCAGAUACCCAGAAUUUUGUCGAAGUUUAUAAUCUGACUUCAGACCCACAUCAACUCCUCAAUAUAGCCAAGACUGUGGACCCAUCCCUGUUGGAGCAGAUGAACCAGAGGCUAAUUAAGUUCCAGGCUUGCUCGAGGGAUAGCUGCCGCUCCUAGUGCACCUUGAUGAUGAUCUCACUCAAUGACUGUGCCAAGAAACCCAGAAAGUUUUCAUGUUCUCUAGAUUCUCUUAAAUGACCUUUAUGCUGGUUUUAUGUACUGGAUUUCUUGAGUAGUAAGCCCAGGUCAGCAAACAGUUUUGUUGAUGGGGCCUGGUGUGAAGAGGAUAGGGUGGUGAGCUGGAUGAAGUUCUGUGCCUCUUUUCCCCGCAGUGGACCUGAUGUCACUUCCUGUUGCCACAUGUUCUGCCAAUCAUCCACAAACUUCUUUAUUGUGUCGGGGAUCAGGAGGUCAAAUGUUGUCCAGUCAGCAGGCUAGAUAUGGUUCAAUGGGCACCCCAUGCUGCUUUGUACACAAAAGAGAAAUUCAUAGCCAGAUAACUGAAGGAUUUUCUACCCUUCUUGCCACAGGGUCGGGAUAGUUUUAUUUUCUCAUUUAACCAAUACAUUCAAUUCCUGAUAGCUACUGGAUUAUCACUGUCAUCACCAUAUUCUCUUCUCCUUUCCUAAGCAACCAAUGUCCUUUCUUGGUUUUUUUGUUCCUGUCCCUCCCCUGCCCUUAGAAGUUUUGAUUCAAAUGCUGUGUAGCCUAUGCUGAUUCUGGAAGAUGUUGUUUGAUCCCAUCCAUGACUGUCUGUGUUAGUGCUGUGAAAGGAAAUUGAAUAAAGGACUUUUUAUUAGGAAUGAA
Sphaerodactylus townsendi is the source of this 2468-nucleotide messenger RNA. RefSeq names its product N-acetylglucosamine-6-sulfatase-like. Gene Ontology annotation, molecular function: glycosaminoglycan binding; N-acetylglucosamine-6-sulfatase activity. Lineage: Eukaryota; Metazoa; Chordata; Lepidosauria; Squamata; Sphaerodactylidae. The transcript has 13 exons. Bases 411 to 1778 code for a protein of 455 amino acids. The record is from RefSeq and is a predicted model, not a curated record. Gene Ontology annotation, biological process: glycosaminoglycan metabolic process.